Messenger RNA from Aphidius gifuensis, 1881 nucleotides. RefSeq names its product DNA primase small subunit-like. The coding region runs from base 45 to 1655 and encodes 536 amino acids. The transcript has 5 exons. Gene Ontology annotation, biological process: DNA replication, synthesis of primer. The record is from RefSeq and is a predicted model, not a curated record. Gene Ontology annotation, cellular component: alpha DNA polymerase:primase complex. Lineage: Eukaryota; Metazoa; Arthropoda; Insecta; Hymenoptera; Braconidae.
UGGCUUUUUGCAUGUAGUUUGUGUGUGAUAAAAAUUAAUUAAUAAUGGAAAAAGUAAACAAAUGUACGCCGGAAAUUUUAAAAUUUUCAUUAGUUAAUACAUGUAAAAGUAAUAAACAAAAAAGGAUUGAGAAAAAAGAAAACAUUGUUGUAAGUAAACAAGAUUCUUGGACAACUAUUGAUAAUUUUGAUAAUUUUGAUAUGAAACGAGCUGAAUUAAUUCAAGUUGCUUAUAAUUUUAUCCAAUUUGAAAAUGAAUAUGAAAAAAAAAUAAAACAAGAGAAAUGUCAUGAUGAUAAAAAAUCAGCUGAAAUUCAACUAAAACAAUUAGAUUGUAAUUCAGAACGUCAACAAUUUCAUUUGACUGCAUGUAAAAAAUUAAAUGAACAAAAUCAAACACUUGUAUCAAUACCUGCAACAUGUCAACAACAACAACAACAACAAACAUCAGCAUUAUUUCAUAUUAAAAACAAAGAAAAAGAUAUUAUUAAUUAUUAUAAUAAUAUUUUACCAGUUGAUGCAUUGAUUGAUUUAUUUAAUCUUAACAAUGCAUAUAAAACACAAAAUCGUGAAUUAAUGUUUACCGUUUCAUCAUUCAAUAAUCCUGAAUCGAAAUUUGUUAUGAGAAAUUUAAAUACAAAUACAACUUUGGAAUUUAUACAAAGACUUGUUAAAUCUAAACCACAUCAAAUUGAUAUUGGUCCUAUUUAUGAAAAAGUACCAGGAAAAUUAAUGAAAAAUAAAGUUAUUGCUAGAGAAUAUUUGAUUGAUAUUGAUUUGAGUGAUUAUGAUGAAAUACGUACUUGCUGCAAGGAAAAAAAUAUGUGUCAAAAAUGCUGGAAAUAUGCUGCAUUGGCAUGUCAAAUUUUGGACAAAGAAAUAAGAGCAUAUUGGCAAUAUAAACAUAUAAUGUGGGUUUUUUCGGGACGAAGAGGAAUCCAUGCUUGGAUUUGUGAUAAAAAAGCCAGAGAAAGUCAUGUUGAAGACAGAAUUGAUAUUACUGAUUUUUUCAGUGUUGUUAAAUCAGGUAAUAGUAAAAAACGUGUUAAAUUUAGAGGCCCUCUUCAUCCUUUAAUAAGUGAUAAUUUUCAAUUAUGCUUAAAAUUUUUUGUUAAUGUAUGUAUAAAAGAACAAGAUUUAUUGAAUGAUUUGGAAAACAUUUCAUAUUUUUUGGAACAAGUACCAAAAGUAUUUCGUCAAGAUCUUUUAACUAAAUUUAAACACUACAAAACAAGCUUACAACGAUGGAAUUGUUUUUUACUUUAUUAUGAAAAACAAAUGAAUAAUAAUGAUAAAAAUAAAUUAAAUAAAGAAUUUGUAGCUGAAUGUAAAUAUCUUGUUGAAGAAAUUGUUAUACAAUAUACUUUUCCAAGAUUGGAUUGUCCAGUAUCAAUUCAAACAAAUCAUGUACUAAAAUGUCCAUUUAGUUUUCAUCCAAAAACAGGAAAAAUAGCUUUGGUCAUUAAACCAGAACAAGUUGAAUUAUUUAAUCCAGAUAAAGCUCCAAGAGUUGAUGAAAUUGUUGAACAAUAUCGACAUUCGUCUGAAUUAUCUGAAUCAGCAGGGCUACAUAAAUUUGAAAAAUCUGUUGAACAUUUUAAAAAUAUAUUGAUUCAAAUUAAAAAAGAUGAACAACAACAACAACAAGAAAAAUAAAUAAUAAGUAUAUUUUAAUUUUUUAUAAAUAAUUUCAUUUCAUCAUCAUUUAAAUAAAAGGAUAUUAAAAAUUAACAAUAGAAAUUCACCUUAUUCAAUUGUGACAUCCAUUUUGUAAAAUUAUUAUGACUCAAGCAGUACCAUGACACGAGAAUUACAGUCAUACACACACAUAUACGGAUAUAUGUACCUAUAUCAAUAUAUAUAAAUAAAGAAAAAAAAAAAA